AUGUCCAUCCAGAAUCUGAACACAUUUGACCCAUUCGCCGAUGCUAUCAAAAGCUCGGAAGACGACGUACAAGAUGGUCUAGUCCACGUCCGUAUUCAGCAGCGGAACGGGCGUAAGACUCUCACAACGGUGCAGGGGCUCUCUUCGGAAUAUGACUUGAAGAAGAUAGUGCGGGCAUGCAAGAAGGAGUUCGCGUGCAACGGAACCGUCGUGGAGCAUCCGGAGUACGGCGAGGUGCUGCAGCUUCAGGGCGACCAGCGCGAGAACAUUUGUCAGUGGCUCACGAAGUCGGGCCUCGUCAAGCCCGAGCAGCUGAAGGUGCACGGCUUCUAA
Messenger RNA from Spodoptera littoralis (African cotton leafworm), 333 nucleotides. NCBI's taxonomy places the organism in Eukaryota, Metazoa, Arthropoda, Insecta, Lepidoptera, Noctuidae. The record is from the annotation of a GenBank genome assembly.